AUGUAUGUGACCUCAUUUAAUGGACCCAACUCCGAGUCUCUUUUCUCCAAGGGACUGAGAGAAGAUCCUUGCUCCGAGUCUCGCCUCCGCGGUAAGGUGGAUCGAAAUGGUCUGCUUAAGCGACUGGAUUACGCGGACUUGAAAACCCACCUACAAGCAUACAAACUGGUCAGCCUCAGUGUUUUGAGUCUUGUCAUACCACUUGCGCUACACGACUUCCACAAUUCCGAGGCAGACAACAAACUGGAUGUUGCACUAUUUUCGAAGUAG
Molecule: messenger RNA, 270 nt
Organism: Protopolystoma xenopodis
Lineage: Eukaryota; Metazoa; Platyhelminthes; Monogenea; Polystomatidea; Polystomatidae
Source: the annotation of a GenBank genome assembly